Messenger RNA from Tricharina praecox, 656 nucleotides. RefSeq lists its product as uncharacterized. Gene Ontology annotation, biological process: microtubule-based movement. The coding region runs from base 194 to 616 and encodes 140 amino acids. Lineage: Eukaryota; Fungi; Ascomycota; Pezizomycetes; Pezizales; Pyronemataceae. The transcript is spliced from 3 exons. Gene Ontology annotation, cellular component: cytoplasm; cytoplasmic dynein complex. The record is from RefSeq and is a predicted model, not a curated record. Gene Ontology annotation, molecular function: dynein intermediate chain binding.
AGAACAUCCGUUCUUCUCCGCAUCAUUCCAGGCAUCACAUCACGUUGUCCGAGUGAGCUGAGACCGUCAUUGUCACCUUUCAUCUCGCCGCACCGCACCGCUCGCUCGCUCGCUUAACUCACCACCCCUGACGCACCUUUCCUCCCCACCAUCCACCCACGCACGGAGGAGCUCACCACGACAGCCAGCCGCAAUGACGACCACCGCGCUCCCCACCACCAUUACCGAAAACGAGCUCACCUCGCUCCUCGCGCGGCUCUCCUCGAAGCCAUCCGUCGACUCGCUGCUCGUUCUGGCGCGGGACACGGGCGCGAUAAUCCGGUCGACCGGCCCCCUCUCGCGCAGCACCAACACGACGAGCCAGGAGUAUGCCGCCGCGGUGUACAAGUACGUGCAGGCGUCCGAGGAGCUCGCGGGGACGCUGGAGGGGAUCGACGGCGGCGUGAUGGGCGGUGUUGUGGUCGAGAAGGAGAGGCGCGAGCCGGGGACGGAGGAGGAAACUGUGAGGGAUGAUGUGCGGCUCUUGAGGUUUAGGACCAGGAGGAGGGAGCUGGUCGUUGUGCCUGAUGCGAGGUUCAUUCUGGUUGUGUUCAUUGAUACGCCUGCGGCGCCUUAGACGGUGCACGCGGCCAGGGCAGAUGAUGAUAGAUUCACGG